Molecule: messenger RNA, 523 nt
Organism: Soboliphyme baturini
Lineage: Eukaryota; Metazoa; Nematoda; Enoplea; Dioctophymatida; Soboliphymatidae
Source: the annotation of a GenBank genome assembly
GUGUACCCCUCUAUCAACAUUCAACUGCUGCAUUGCCUGGCAAUAGGUGAAGAAGCCUCUUCGAAAGCCACCUGUCUUUCGAUGCAUAGAUUCUACUUCUUUGUGGCCGUUGCAAGAAAGUGGUCCCUCGACAUUCGCUGACCACCUGCAUGAAUGCGAGCCCAACGUGACUGGUGUCAAAAGGGGGUGCGGAACUUUGCUUGGUUUAAGUUCGAGAUUCGACUGCACCCUUCCACCGCGAGAGUCACCGCAUGUUACGUCGAAGCGACGAGAUGGCACAUUUUCCGGCCAAGUGCUCGCUGAAGGUAUUUACGUUUUUCGGCGACUCUUCCGGCCCAUUAAACACCAUCGAAACCGUUACCAGCCGCCAGUAAUGGCGGAACCGGUGUCGCCAGUGAAGUGCGCAAAAACGAGUCCGGCGUCUAAAGACGAUCACUUUUUCUCAAAGUGCUCCAUUGGGCCGUGCGAAGGCCGCCGCUGGUCGUCGCUGACGCAGGACGCGGGCGUCGACCUGAAAGACUGA